GUCGGAGAUUCAAUGACGACUAUUUACCCCACUCCAAAAAGAAGCCUCGUUGUCAAUCUUCGUCUCUUCUUCCCUGCACUCACCUUGUAUCUUUGUGUUGUAGCGUCCUGGUGUUAUUUUUUGUCGAACUCUGGCAAGACGAUUUGACAAACUCUAACAUGGCGCGCGUAUUCCACAUCCCCGGUGUCAUAUUCCUGUUUUGUGCAUUUGUCCUGCUCUUUCUGGUCUCCAUUUCACUGCCAUACUUGACCGCGCUCGACUUUGCCCGUGUUCACUAUAAAUCUGGAGCUCCUUCAACUGGAAACACUGGAGGAACAGUGACGGAGUUACGCUAUGGGAUCUGGUCAUAUUGUUGGUACAACGAUUCUGGUGACCGUGUCUGCAGUCCCGCUGGUCAUGGAUAUCAAACCACGGUCUAUGCCGACCAAGCUCGCGACAGCUGGGUUACUGUUGGACCAUCGUGGACUCGUGGACUUGCCGUUCAUCCCGUUGCUACCGGAGUGACAUUCAUAGCGCUUAUCCUAUCCUUCUCCACCCAUGUAACGAUGACGCUGCUUUCCUCGCUUACCGCUUUCCUGGCCGCCUUGCUUACGUUGAUUGCCUUCGCGAUUGAUAUUGCGCUGUUCGCAUUCGUGAAGCAUCAAAUGCAUAAGCUAGACGGUGUGGAUACUAAUACGGAUACCGCUCCCGCUUUCUGGAUGACUUUCGUGUCUUUCAUCCUUCUUUGCCUCGCAGGGUGCACUGUCUGCUUUGGUCGCCGUCGUGAUCGCAUGGCUGGCGCAACCACUUAUCCUGCUUCUUCCAAGUUAUCUUGGAGGGAUCGUUUCCGAAGAAAAUCGUAGUGUGACUUCGAUAUGUCCGCAAGGACACGAUAAUACCUGAUAAUACCCAGGAUACCCAUUACUUACCAUCACUGCUUAUUCGAGUAUCUGUAUUCCCUGGUGUAGUUAGUGCACCUUUUCAUUCGCCCUUCCGUACCUUAGAAUCUAGCUACCCUAUACAUUUAUACCUAUGCGUU
Molecule: messenger RNA, 1018 nt
Organism: Somion occarium
Lineage: Eukaryota; Fungi; Basidiomycota; Agaricomycetes; Polyporales; Cerrenaceae
Source: the annotation of a GenBank genome assembly